This is a messenger RNA of Odobenus rosmarus divergens (Pacific walrus), 2991 nucleotides long. It is a transcript of the gene MALT1, whose product is annotated as mucosa associated lymphoid tissue lymphoma translocation gene 1. Gene Ontology annotation, molecular function: cysteine-type endopeptidase activity. The coding region runs from base 165 to 2717 and encodes 850 amino acids. The transcript has 17 exons. The record is from RefSeq and is a predicted model, not a curated record. NCBI's taxonomy places the organism in Eukaryota, Metazoa, Chordata, Mammalia, Carnivora, Odobenidae. Gene Ontology annotation, biological process: proteolysis.
CCCGCCCGGCUCCCCCAGGCAAACCUGUCUCGGCCGGGCGGGGAGCGGAGCUUCCUCCUCAGAGUGUGGUGCGGCGUACACGGCUUUGUCCUUCGGCCUCUGCCUCCUCGGCGCCGGGGCGAGCGAGGGGGCGAGCGGAAGGUGCGCUGGAGCCGAGGCCCGCGAUGCGCCCGGGGGGACCAGCACAAGUCGCGGGGUCGCCGGCGUCGGACGGGUCGCUGUGCGGGGAGCUGCUGCAGGCCCCGCCGCCCCCGGCCUUGCAGCCGUCUCCGGCCGCGCCCUCGGGGCUGCCGCUCCCCGCUUCGUUCGGCGCGACCCUCAACCGCCUUCCGGAGCCGCUGCUGCGGAGACUCAGCGGGAGCCUGGACCGAGCGCCCGAGGGCCGGGGCUGGAGGAGGCUGGCCGAGGUGGCGGGGAGUCGGGGGCGCCUCCGGCUCAGUUGCCUGGACUUGGAGCAGUGUUCUCUUAAGGUCUUGGAGCCUGAAGGAAGUCCAAGCUUAUGUUUACUGAAGCUGUUGGGUGAGAAAGGUUGUACGGUCAUGGAACUGAGUGAUUUCCUGCAAACUAUGGAGCACACAGAGGUUCUUCUGCUACUUAGCCCCCCAGGCAUAAAGAUCACCGUCAACCCAGAGUCAAAGGCAGUCUUGGCUGGACAGUUUGUGAAACUGUGUUGCCGGGCAACUGGACAUCCCUUUGUACAAUAUCAAUGGUUUAAAAUGAAUAAAGAGAUCCCAAACGGAAAUGCAUCAGAACUUAUUUUUAACACAGUGCAUGUAAAAGAUGCAGGCUUUUAUGUCUGUCGAGUUAAUAAUAAUUUCACCUUUGAAUUCAGCCAGUGGUCACAGCUGGAUGUUUGUGAUGUCACUGAAGUAACAGAAAGCUUCCAGGGAAGUGUGGAUGGCAUCUCUGAACCCAAGUUGCAAAUCUGCGUUGAACCAAGGUCCCAAAAGCUGAUGCUUGGUAGCACGUUGGUCUUACAGUGUGUUGCUGUUGGAAGCCCUAUUCCUCACUACCAGUGGUUCAAAAAUGAAUCACCAUUAAUACAUGAGACAAAAAAGCUAUACAUGGUACCUUAUGUGGAUCUGGAACAUCAGGGAACCUACUGGUGUCAUGUAUACAAUGACCGAGACAGUCAGGAUAGCAAGAAGGUAGAAAUCAUCAUAGGAAGAACAGAUGAGGCAGUGGAGUGCACUGAAGAUGAAUUAAAUAAUCUUGGACAUCCUGACAAUAAAGAGCAAACAACUGAUCAGCCUUUGGCAAAGGACAAGGUUGCUCUUUUGAUAGGAAAUAUGAAUUACUGGGAGCACCCCAAGCUUAAAGCUCCUUUGGUGGAUGUGUAUGAAUUGACCAAUUUGUUAAGACAACUAGAUUUCAAAGUUGUUUCACUGUUGGAUCUUACUGAAUAUGAGAUGCGAAAUGCUGUGGAUGAAUUUUUACUACUUUUAGACAAAGGAGUGUAUGGUUUAUUAUAUUAUGCAGGGCAUGGUUAUGAAAACUUUGGCAACAGCUUUAUGGUCCCUGUUGAUGCUCCAAAUCCAUAUAGGUCUGAAAACUGUCUAUGUGUACAAAAUAUACUGAAAUUGAUGCAAGAAAAAGAAACUGGACUUAAUGUGUUCUUGUUGGACAUGUGUAGGAAAAGAAAUGACUAUGAUGACACCAUCCCAAUCUUGGAUGCGCUAAAAGUCACCGCCAAUAUUGUGUUUGGAUACGCCACGUGUCAAGGAGCAGAAGCUUUUGAAAUCCAGCAUUCUGGGUUGGCAAAUGGAAUUUUCAUGAAAUUUUUAAAAGAUAGAUUAUUAGAAGACAAGAAAAUUACUGUGUUACUGGAUGAAGUUGCAGAAGAUAUGGGUAAAUGUCACCUUACCAAAGGCAAACAGGCUCUAGAGAUUCGGAGUAGCUUGUCUGAAAAGAGAGCGCUUACUGACCCAAUUCAGGGAACAGCGUAUUCUGCGGAGUCUCUGGUACGGAAUCUGCAGUGGGCCAAAGCACAUGAACUCCCAGAAAGUAUGUGUCUUAAAUUCCAGUGCGGUGUUCAGAUUCAGCUGGGGUUUGCUGCCGAGUUCUCCAACGUCAUGGUAAUCUACACGAGCAUAGUCCACAAGCCGCCCGAUGUGCUGACGUGCGACGCCUACGUCACCGAUUUUCCUCUUGACUUAGAUAUUGAUCCAAAAGAUGCAAAUAAAGGGACGCCUGAAGAAACUGGCAGCUAUUUAGUAUCUAAGGAUCUUCCCAAGCAUUGCCUCUACACUAGGCUCAGUUCGCUGCAAAAAUUAAAGGAACAUCUGAUCUUCACAGUCUGCCUGUCAUAUCAGUACUCAGGAUUGGAAGAUACCGUAGAGGAGAAGCAGGAGGUGAAUGUUGGGAAACCCCUCAUUGCCAAACUGGACAUUCACCGAGGUUUGGGCAGGAAGACUUGCUUCCAAACUUGUAUUAUGUGUAAUGGCCCUUACCAGAGCUCAGCAUCCACCUCAGCGGGAGCUGGCCAUUACCACUCAACUCAAGACUCAUUCCACGGUGUUUACCAUUCGCACCUUGGUAACUCCAGUAACGUCUUGCCAUCAGAUGGCUGUCACUGCAGCCGGAUGGCAGAUGCAUUUAUUUCAAGUCACCACACCCACCAUUAUCCAUGCCAGUUUGGUAGGAGCAACGUGCCGGUGGAGACAACUGAUGACAUGCCAUUCAGUCUCUCUGAGGGGCUCCGGAUCUCUGAAAAGUGACCUUGUUUUUGGAAGUUAUUGUAAUUACUAGAAGCCUCGUAUGCAACAGCACUGACAUGAAGAGAGGCAUUAUGACAAAGCAAAUACGUAUUUGUACAGAGAGAAGUUUAGUAAUGGUAUUUCCUGGCAAACCCAGGACCUUGAGGUGUUGGAAUUAUAUUACCCACGGACCUCCUCUUUGUUCUCUUUUAAGAGUUGGUGAAUUGGUUGAUUUGUUCUGUAAGAAUGAAGGAUGGAUGUGUAUAUGUUUAUAGCAAAAAUAUUUUCAUUUUGA